GUUUACCUUGGAUAUUUACCUUUAAUGUGAAAUUUUAUCCUCCUGAUCCCUCACAGCUGACUGAAGACAUCACUAGAUAUUUCUUGUGCCUACAGCUUCGUCAGGAUAUUGCUUCUGGUCGUCUGCCAUGUUCUUUUGUGACUCGCGCCCUCCUGAGUUCAUACACCCUGCAGGCUGAGCUGGGUGAUCAUGACCCUGAGGAGCACCGCAGUGACUACAUCAGCGAUUUCCAAUUUACAUCCAAUCAAACUCAAGAAAUGCAAGAGAAAGUAGCUGAGCUACACAAAACACACAGGGGCCUGACUCCAGCACAGGCGGAUUCCCAGUUCCUAGAAAAUGCUAAGAGGCUCUCCAUGUACGGAGUGGAUUUACAUCAUGCCAAGGAUUCUGAAGGUGUGGAUAUCAUGCUGGGUGUAUGUGCUAAUGGACUGCUCAUUUACAAAGAUAGACUCCGGAUCAAUCGCUUUGCUUGGCCAAAAAUUCUGAAGAUUUCCUAUAAGCGAAGCAAUUUCUACAUCAAAGUCCGGCCAGCAGAACCGGAACAGUUUGAGAGCACUAUUGGGUUCAAGCUGCCAAACCAUCGGGCUGCUAAAAGGUUAUGGAAGGUUUGUGUGGAACAUCAUACUUUCUUCAG
Messenger RNA from Antrostomus carolinensis (chuck-will's-widow), 634 nucleotides. Its product is annotated as band 4.1-like protein 2. Gene Ontology annotation, biological process: actomyosin structure organization. Gene Ontology annotation, molecular function: cytoskeletal protein binding. The record is from RefSeq and is a predicted model, not a curated record. The transcript has 5 exons. The annotation marks the transcript as partial. Gene Ontology annotation, cellular component: plasma membrane; cytoskeleton. Lineage: Eukaryota; Metazoa; Chordata; Aves; Caprimulgiformes; Caprimulgidae.